AUGGUUCUGCAGGGUUGCAUAGGAACGACCGUGAAUCAGGGACCCAUGGAAGUCGCUUUGGUUUUCCUGUCGGAUUUGCAAGAAGGAAAAAUACCCAACAGACUUCAAACGAAACUCAGAUUGUGUUUUAAAGAUUUUUUGAAAAAAUGUUUGGACGCGUUGAGAAAGAAUAAAAAUUUAAUCGGGCCCGAUCAGAGAGACUAUCAAAAAGAGCUGGAAAGAAAUUUUCAUAAAUUUACGGACAGGCUCCCCCCCUUACUGGGUCGAACGAUUUAA
Pediculus humanus corporis (human body louse) is the source of this 276-nucleotide messenger RNA. Its product is annotated as dock, putative. The record is from RefSeq and is a predicted model, not a curated record. Gene Ontology annotation, biological process: small GTPase-mediated signal transduction; positive regulation of GTPase activity. Gene Ontology annotation, molecular function: guanyl-nucleotide exchange factor activity. The transcript has a single exon. Lineage: Eukaryota; Metazoa; Arthropoda; Insecta; Psocodea; Pediculidae. The coding region runs from base 1 to 276 and encodes 91 amino acids.